AUGCAAUGGCCAGACGGUGCUGGGUCACGUGGCCCCAGGUCAGCGCGGGGACUACGACUCCCGGCGUGCCCCGCGGGCGGCAGCGAGAAAUACGUGGCGCCGGAGCCGGAAGUGGCUGCUACUGCGAAGUCGCGGGACUGCCGGGCAAUGGCCACGGGAACAGACCAGGUGGUCGGACUCGGCCUCGUCGCGAUUAGCCUGAUUAUCUUCACCUACUACACCGUCUGGGUGAUCUUUUUGCCAUUCAUCGACAGCCAGCAUGUCAUCCACAAGUAUUUCCUGCCCCGAGCCUAUGCUGUCGCCAUCCCGUUGGCCGCAGGCCUUCUGCUGCUCCUGUUCAUAGGAGUAUUCAUCACCUAUGUGAUGCUGAAGAACCAGAAGGUGACCAAGAAGGUUCAGUGA
Molecule: messenger RNA, 402 nt
Organism: Elephantulus edwardii (Cape elephant shrew)
Lineage: Eukaryota; Metazoa; Chordata; Mammalia; Macroscelidea; Macroscelididae
Gene: DPM2
Product: dolichyl-phosphate mannosyltransferase polypeptide 2, regulatory subunit
Exons: 4
Coding region: 1-402 (133 amino acids)
Biological process (GO): GPI anchor biosynthetic process
Cellular component (GO): endoplasmic reticulum membrane; dolichol-phosphate-mannose synthase complex
Molecular function (GO): enzyme regulator activity
Source: RefSeq, a predicted model, not a curated record